AUGUUCGUGUCCAAGAGUGGAGGCCGAAUCGCACACUUCGAAGAAGAGGUGGACCAGCUGCCCGCAAGUGUUCGUGUCGUGGUGUUGCACUGUGGGACGAAUGACAUGCCGGACACCGAUCCGGACAUGGCCAUCCGUCGCUAUGUGCAACUCAUCGACCACAUCCGCUCUCAGGGAAACAUCGAACUUGUGUGCAAUCCCCGGGCGUUUGCAUUCAGCCAACGACUGAUGACCCUGUGCCGAAGUGCCCGGGACCUGUAUUUCCUGGACCAUGGCUUCCACCGACAGCCCCCAACCAGAGUCCUUGCAGCUGACGGCCUCCACCCCAGUUUCGAAGGAGUCACCCAGAUCGCCCACCGACUGCAGUCCCUGGUACCCCGGCUGCUCCGUCGCCUACCCACACGUUUGAUCCGCCGCGCCUGCACGCCUCCUGCGCCUGCCGCCCAGGAGCCUCCAGGGAGGCACAGGUGCAGCUUUUGCGAUUACUCCAGUCCCUACAAGGCUCGCACUACGUGCCACGAGAGAACACACACCGGGGAGAAGCCCUACGUGUGCCCAGUGUGCUCGAAAGGAUUUUCGCAAAAGUUCUCCCUGGACAGACAUCUGGUAGCGAUCCACAAGGGCCAGAGGAACUUCGCGUGCUCCGUCUGUGGGGGCGCGUUUUCCUCCAAGGACUCCCUAGACAGACAUUCCAAAGAGGUGCACGAGGACCAGAGGAACUUCUCGUGCUCCAUCUGUGUGAACCGCUCUGACCGCAGCCCCGUACUUGGCGAAGCUCCAAAGAGGCACCGGUGCAGCUUCUGUCCCUACUCCAGUGAUUACACGGCUAAUCUGAAAAUGCACAAGAGAAUUCACACUGGAGAGAGACCUUACGUUUGCCAAGUGUGCUUCAGGGGAUUUUCGCAAAAGGCCUCCCUGGACAGACAUUCGGAAGCCGUUCCCGAGUGCCAGAGGAACUACCCCUUCUCCGUCUGUCGGUGUGCAUUUAAACGGAAUCAUCAUCUACAGCGUCACCUGAGAGUGCACUUUAAAUAA
Messenger RNA from Ornithodoros turicata, 1035 nucleotides. RefSeq names its product zinc finger protein 135-like. The record is from RefSeq and is a predicted model, not a curated record. Gene Ontology annotation, cellular component: nucleus. Gene Ontology annotation, biological process: regulation of transcription by RNA polymerase II. Bases 1 to 1035 code for a protein of 344 amino acids. Gene Ontology annotation, molecular function: DNA-binding transcription factor activity, RNA polymerase II-specific. Lineage: Eukaryota; Metazoa; Arthropoda; Arachnida; Ixodida; Argasidae. The transcript has 4 exons.